Molecule: messenger RNA, 1323 nt
Organism: Paramisgurnus dabryanus
Lineage: Eukaryota; Metazoa; Chordata; Actinopteri; Cypriniformes; Cobitidae
Gene: bcdin3d
Product: BCDIN3 domain containing
Biological process (GO): negative regulation of pre-miRNA processing
Cellular component (GO): cytoplasm
Molecular function (GO): RNA methyltransferase activity; O-methyltransferase activity
Source: RefSeq, a predicted model, not a curated record
UCUUGCCGGACAGACAUGGAGACUCAUGUGAGUUUAGAGGAAACUGCUGAAAAUGAAGAUCCAGGAGCUGCUCCUUUUGGAAAUUUUAUUAACUAUUACACAUUUAACCCACCAGAGAACCGCCUCAGUUUAAUACCAACAUCUCUGCUUGAAAACAUCGGAUACAGUUCUGAGAACAGCCCAACAGUUUUAAUGCUGGACGUGGGGUGCAAUUCAGGGGACCUGACUGUUGCUCUGUACAAGCAUCUAUUGCAGGAGCACACAUCUGAAAGUGAUCCUUCAAAAAAAGAGGUUUACAUGCUUGGAUUUGACCUGGACCGAGAUUUAAUCCUCCGGGCACAGAACCUCAACCCCUUUCCCCAGAAUAUCCAGUUUAUCCCUCUGGAUAUCACGAAUGACUCUGAGAGCCAGACAGUGCUGGACUCUCAUCUGGAGAGGUUUGGAUGCAAACGUUUUCACCUGUGCACUUGUUUUGCUGUGACUAUGUGGGUUCAUCUUAAUCACGGAGACGCAGGGUUUUUGUCUUUCCUCUCCAGGCUCGCAUCUCUCUGUGAGUAUCUGCUUCUGGAAGCACAACCGUGGAAGUGUUAUCGCUCUGCUGCACGCAGGUUACGCAAAGUGGGCCGCAAUGACUUUGAUCACUUUAAGACACUUGAGAUUCGUGGGGAUAUGGCAGCACAUGCUAGAGAGCACUUGGAAAAGCAGUGUGGGAUGGAGCUCAUGCAGAGCUUUGGGAACACAACAUGGGACAGAAGCCUACUGCUGUUCAGACGACGGUGAUAGAGGGAAACACAGACAAUGGUCAUCAGUGGUGUUUGUUUAACUUUAUACCCUGUCAGCAAAUGUAGUACUCAACAAAUUGUUUUUAAUGUUUUAUAUGUUACAAGCAAGGAGAUUAAUUGUUUAUGAACCCUAAAAUGGGUCCAAUGUCAUUCAUUCACCCUUUCUUCUUAACAUAAAAUGUGACUUUCUUCAAUCGGACACAAUUCUUCUGAAGAAUGGAUUUUUCAUACACUACACUUGAAAGUUAAUGGUGCAAAAAAAAUUAAAAACAGCUUUUUUGUUACAUGUAAGAAAAUUACAGGAACAACCUGAGGAUGAAUAACAAGUAUGAAACAUUUGGAAAGUAGUCAAGUUGAUAUUUGUUUGUCAUCAAGCACUAGGGGGCGCCAGUGAUGUCUGCUUUUGAUAUAAAAAUUUAAUGCAGUGAAUGCAAAUUCCCCUUUAUAAACAAAAUAAUGGCCCCUAUUUUUAUUUUAGAUUACUGUUGCACGAUACAACAUAUUUGUGUUUAAUUUGUUUUUAGUACAUUAUUUUAAUAAA